Molecule: messenger RNA, 5059 nt
Organism: Erinaceus europaeus (western European hedgehog)
Lineage: Eukaryota; Metazoa; Chordata; Mammalia; Eulipotyphla; Erinaceidae
Gene: VANGL2
Product: VANGL planar cell polarity protein 2
Exons: 8
Coding region: 423-1988 (521 amino acids)
Biological process (GO): Wnt signaling pathway, planar cell polarity pathway; establishment of planar polarity; multicellular organism development
Cellular component (GO): plasma membrane
Source: RefSeq, a predicted model, not a curated record
CCCUUCCCGCCCCUCCCCCCCGACCGGGUCUGACUCCCGGUUCCCGAUUCCCGGUUCGGUCCCGCCAUGGGAGUCUGAGCGCCCCCGCCGGCCCCCAGCCCCCGGGGCCCUGAGGGGCAGAGGCUGCGUGUGGGACGAGGGGGCGCACACUCCAGGCCCCCUCCUUUCCUGCCGUCCGGCCGUCCGAGCGCGGGUGGUAUACAAAGGCGCGGCACCCGGACCCGCAGCGGCGGAGCGUCGCUUGAUUUUCUCUGAGUUGAGCCCACCCGUCCAGCAAAAUAGAGUCCCUCAGGGUGACGGUGGAUUUCCUGAAGGUGCCCCUUGGCCUGAAGAAGCCGCCGCUGAAGGAGGUGGUAGUGGGGCCCCCCAAAAGGCCCCCACCUGCGGCCCUGGAACGCUACAAGGCACGGCGUUCAGACGCCAUGGACACCGAGUCUCAGUACUCGGGCUACUCCUACAAGUCGGGUCACUCCCGCAGCUCCCGCAAGCACAGGGAUCGCCGGGACCGCCACCGAUCCAAGAGCCGGGAUGGAAGCCGUGGGGACAAGUCAGUGACAAUCCAGGCUCCAGGGGAGCCCCUGCUGGACAAUGAAUCCACUCGAGGGGAUGAGCGGGAUGACAACUGGGGGGAGACUACCACGGUGGUGACAGGCACCUCGGAGCACAGCAUCUCCCACGAUGACCUCACCCGCAUCGCCAAGGACAUGGAGGAUAGCGUGCCGCUGGACUGCUCACGCCACCUGGGAGUGGCUGCAGGGGCCACGCUGGCACUGCUGUCCUUCCUCACGCCGCUGGCCUUCCUGCUGCUGCCGCCGCUGCUGUGGCGCGAGGAGCUGGAGCCGUGCGGUGCGGCCUGCGAGGGCCUCUUUAUCUCGGUGGCCUUCAAGCUGCUCAUCCUGCUGCUGGGCAGCUGGGCGCUCUUCUUCCGGCGCCCCAAGGCGGCGCUGCCGCGUGUCUUCGUGCUGCGCUCUCUGCUCAUGGUGCUGGUCUUCCUGCUCGUGGUGUCCUACUGGCUCUUCUACGGUGUGCGCAUCCUGGACGCACGCGAGCGCAGCUACCAGGGCAUCGUGCAGUUCGCUGUGUCGCUGGUGGACGCCUUGCUCUUCGUGCACUACCUGGCCGUCGUGCUGCUUGAGCUGCGCCAGCUGCAGCCGCAGUUCACGCUCAAGGUUGUGCGCUCCACCGACGGUGCCAGCCGCUUCUACAACGUGGGACACCUCAGCAUCCAACGUGUGGCAGUGUGGAUCCUGGAGAAGUAUUACCAUGACUUCCCCGUCUACAACCCCGCCCUCCUCAACCUGCCCAAGUCCGUCCUGGCCAAGAAAGUGUCUGGUUUCAAGGUGUACUCCCUCGGAGAGGAGAACAGCACCAACAACUCCACUGGCCAGUCUAGGGCGGUGAUCGCGGCUGCGGCUCGGAGGCGGGACAACAGCCACAAUGAGUACUACUACGAGGAGGCGGAGCAUGAGCGCCGAGUGCGCAAGCGCAGGGCCAGGCUGGUGGUGGCUGUGGAGGAGGCCUUCACCCACAUUAAGCGGCUACAGGAAGAGGAGCAGAAGAACCCCAGAGAGGUGAUGGACCCCCGGGAGGCUGCACAGGCCAUCUUCGCAUCCAUGGCUCGGGCCAUGCAGAAGUACCUGCGUACCACCAAGCAGCAGCCGUACCACACCAUGGAGAGCAUCCUGCAGCACCUGGAAUUCUGCAUCACACAUGACAUGACACCCAAGGCCUUCCUGGAGCGCUACCUGGCUGCUGGGCCCACCAUCCAGUACCACAAGGAGCGUUGGCUGGCCAAGCAGUGGACGCUGGUGAGCGAGGAGCCAGUGACCAACGGGCUCAAAGAUGGCAUGGUGUUCCUCUUGAAGCGCCAUGACUUCAGCCUGGUGGUCAGCACAAAGAAGGUCCCAUUCUUCAAACUCUCUGAGGAGUUCGUGGACCCCAAAUCACACAAGUUUGUCAUGAGGCUGCAGUCGGAGACUUCUGUGUGACUGUGGCACCAGGUACCCACUGGGGGCCUGGGAAGCCUGGGGAUUGGAGGGGGGAGGCUCCCCAGGUAGUAGGGGCCUCCUCCUCCUGUUGCCUCUUCCAUUUGCUCCUGUUUUUUUUUUUUUUUCUUUUACUUGAAUUAGGCACCCCCUCCCUUGUUUGCCCCUGCUCGACAGAGAUGUCCCUACCCUGUCCUGUUACUCUGUACCUCCAGGCCCUAGAGGGAUCAGUGUCUCCCUUUCCCCUCCCUGGGACAGCCUGUCCUAAAAGGGGCCCUUCUCCAUCCCAGGUUCUCUGCAGCUGACCCCCACUGUGUGUCUCUGGGAGCACAGAUACGACCAGAGACCCCUGUGCCAUACUCCUCAGGACAGAGCUGCCUGCACUUCUUGGGGUCUCUUCUUGUAACCUUGCCCCUCAAUACCCCGAGUUCUUGGGGCAAGGACCCCUGCCACCUUUGUCUUGAGUUGGGGUGAACUGGUCAGGGGUGUUUGUGUCCAACUGUUAGAGCCCCCUCCAUCCACAUGCAUUCAGAGCAAGAUGGAACUCACCCUGUAUCCUAAAACCUCACCUUCCAUUUCAGACUUCUGUGGCCACACAUCACCAUAUACAAAUUGAGGCAAGAGUCUUCUGGGACAUUUUUCCCAGGCCUGGGGACAGUCCCUUUCAAUCUUAGGUAGCCCCUGAGGAGUGGGACUUCUCAACUCAACGAGCUCUCCAAAAGGAGGGGAGCAGGUCCCUUUCUCAAGAAUGGAUGGCUUGAGGUCUCUUCCUUAGACAUAUUCAGUUGCACAGACCUCUCUUACCCCCUCCCAGAUCUUCAACAAGGAUUUACUUAUCUUCCGUUCUCUCUCCUCAUGCCUUCCUCUACUUUCUGUCCUGCAGUCUCUAAUUCAGCUGGAGACCUGUAGUCUCGUCUCUUUGAGGGGGCAACCACUGCUCCCCAGACCCUGCCUUAAGCCCACUUUGCCUCAGGAGUCUCCUCCCCAAGCUACACAGUUACCUACUCUCCUGGCUGGCUUCUGGCUCUGGUUCCCUCCGUAUCAGGGUGAGGGGCUUGUGUGACUGCCAUUUGCAGGUACUUAACCCCUCCCUGCUUAGCUUCCAUGGUCUUUGCACCUCAUCUAAAUUGUGGAGACUUUCUGCCUCCCUUUGAGCAAAAUUUACUGACUUUCAAAUACGUAUUUUUCAGUGUUAAUCUGAGCCUUUAAAGCAGACACCUCUAAUCGGUGUAUUUUAUCCAAGAGCACAGACUAGGAAGCACCAAGUCCCUCCAGCAGUGCUGGGCUCAGGUCUCCAAAUAUCGCCUUUGCCCCUUCAGUCUCAUGGGCUGCCUUCUGCUAGGCCCCUCACUACUCUCACUGGAGUGCUUGCUCCCUGGACUGAUCCCCCACUGCUUCCUAUGAGUCUCUCUAUAGGGGCAGCCCUGGAUGUGAGGGAGCCUGUGACAGACCCUCUGCUAGCCUUUUCCAAAUAGCAUCCUAUCCACACCACUUAGAGAGAAAGACCCUUCGGUAUUCUUGACCAGGUCCCCAGAUGGACUAGUAGUAGAUGGGCUAGGUGGGGCUCAGGGCUCAGUGUCAGGUUAGGGCUGUGAGUUUUAGACCAAUUUAAGUGAAUAUUCUCUUGGGUUCUUAGGAUUCUGGGGUCUCAGAUGUCCCGAGUGUCCCUGGGAUUUGGAAAUUCUGGAGGGUCCUAAUGAUUGUGGGUUGUCUGUGAUCUGGGAGUGCUUAGAGGUCCUGGGAUCCUGGGGUCUUGAGGGUCCUGAGAAUUCUUGGAGUCCUAGGGAUGAUUCCCAGGUAGACAGAUGUCUCUUUUUCUCUUCUAAGACCCUAUUUCAGAGGCAUACCCUGGGCCUUGUUUUUAAAUACCUCACUAUCCUGGCAAAGGGCUUGGGGGUACUGGGGGUGGCUGGUGGAGGACUGGGCUUUGGGGAGAGGGCAGGCUUCUGAGCUGUCUUAGUUGCUGCCCAGGGUGGGGCUGAAGCGCUUAUUUUAAGAACCUGCCAUGUUUUUAAUCACUGUGACUUUUUCAUUCCUUUUCCCCUAAAACAAUAGACACCCUGCACCCCCACCCCACCCCUACCCCAAGCACUAAGGGCUGUGAGUGAGAGUAGCAUUUGGUUCUUUGCGUCAGAACUGUGGUCUCUCUGUCAUUGAUGAAGCUGAUGAUUUUUACAGUGUGGGAUGCGUGGUCCAGUGUGUGUUGUGUGAACUGUCUCCUCUGUGGGGCUUGUCUUCAUGCUGUGAACAGGGGCACCCUGACUUGGUCCCCUAAGCCCCUGCCCCAUGACCUUUCUCAGGCGCUGGGGUCCUCAUUCCUUCCUGGGGUGCACCCCUCUUCCCAUGUCACUCUGGUGUGCUCUUUUCUGUGACUGUAGCACCAGUUUGUCUCUUUGCUCACCUGGAACCUUCCCCACCCUGUCCUGCUAGGAAGCUGCUUCACCCUCACCUACCUCGACACCCUGCCAUUCCCACUGGUCCCUUCUCCUAAAUGACCCCCUAGUCUGGUUUGUUUCCCUCUUAUAUUUUCUUCCACCUUCAUUUCCUGCCCCCACUCACUUUCUCUGUUGCAAUGCUGAGGUUUGUGCACCCUGGAACCUUCUGUCUGACACCUGUACCCUACUUUGUGCUUCUCAUUUUUUCAUGGGUUGUGUGACCUCCCCACCCACCUUGUGUCAGUCUGUCUCCUCUUUCCUUGUUCUCCCCACCCCACAGGGUGGCAUCUGCUAAUAAACCAGCCCCAGCUGGUGUGUGACUGUCGUGUUUUGUCCUCUUGUGUGUGGAAAUAGGGGUGCUCUUUGCAGCUCCCCCCAGUGAGAUUGGAUAUGUAGAGUUUUCCACUGUUGGGUCUAGAAUUUUCCCCUCCCCCUUUUUUUGGUUCCAGAGCUGAGACUUUGUGCAUGCAUGUAGAAAAUUGUAAAAUGUAAAUUGUUUUUAAUAUAUAAAAAGCUUGUUUUUACAGUUUGCAGUGGAGCUAAACCUUAUGGCAACUUUAGGGAUUUUUUUUUUCUUAAACAUAGGAACUAAACUGUACAAAUUUUUUUUUAUAUAUAAAAUAAAGACAUUUGACUUUU